GCUAAUAAAUAAGCCACGUUGACAGUAAGAUGAAAUCUCAAGUUUGAUGGCUUGUUGAUUCUGUUGCACUUUGCACAGAGUGGGAUCCACACACAGCAUCGCAUGGGCGGCUGACGAUCCUCCAAUCGUCCACAGUAAAGAAUGCCAUCUAUAAAGGAAGCAUUGAUUGCCCUUCGCUGAUGCAAAGCAAUUGCAAGCGUACGCCCAAAUCUCACUGUGCAAAUUCCCUGGUCCACCAUUACACCUUUCUAUUUAUUUUCUAAGAUUUGCUUAGUUUACAGUGUUGCCUUGUCAUAUUCCUCACCGUAUUCAAAUAAGUUACCCCCAUUAAGAAAGAUUUUCAUGAGUUUUGCCCGAUUUGGAGAGGAAUAAGUUUGUGGGUGUGGGUGUGGCGCAGUGCAAAUGCUCGUCUCAAAUCUGCUUGUUAUACCAGAGGAGGAGCCACUGCUGGUGACUCCGGCCUGUUCUAUGCCUCAUGAGGUUCUCAGCCUCUCAAAUUUGGAUUCACAGUUUUUCUUGAGGUUUACCAUUGAGUAUAUCUUUGUGUACAAGCCUCCACAGGGGGAAGAUUAUGAGGAGGCUGUUGAGAGAAUAAGGAAUGGGCUUUCUGGAGCUUUGGUGUAUUAUUACCCUCUGGCGGGAAGAUUGAGGAGCAGACAUGAUCAUAAAUUAGAGGUAGUGUGUAAUGGAGAAGGGGCUGUGUUUGUUCGAGCUAGAGCAAAUUUGAGUCUCAAGGAAUUUGGGCCUUUGCAUAAGCCUGCCAAGUCCUGGAAGAAGCUGCUGCAUAAGGUUUCUGCUGAUGGGUUUCUGGGCAUACCUCCCCUGGUCGUACAGGUCACACGUUUAAGAUGCGGAUCACUUAUAAUCUGCGCAGGCAUUAGCCACUGCCUGUGCGACGGACUAGGAAGCUCUCAGUUCCUGCAAGCAUGGUGCCAAAUCUCAAAAGGAGCCAAAUUUCCGUCAGUAACUCCAGCCUGGAGUAGAGAUCUCUUACAGAGCAGAAACCCCCCGAGAAUAGAAUACUCACAUCCAGAGUUCACGGAGGUCCCAGACCUGUGCAAUCUCAACACCAGGCUCAAAUCAGAACAACUCCAGGCGAGCUCCGUGAUAUUCGACUCCGCCAAGCUCCUGGAAAUGAAAACCCUAGUAACAGUCCAUUCUCAUUCAAAAUGCACCUCAUUUGAGGUCCUCUCAGCGCACGUAUGGAGGUCGUGGAUCAGAGCCAUGGAUUUGCAUCCAAAGCAGGCGAUCAAACUCCUCUUUUCCGUCAAUGUGCGGACGAAACUCCAACCGGGGCUUCCCGAGGGUUUCUACGGAAACGGAUUUGUAUUAGCCUGUGCUCAAACAACGGUUAAAGAUUUGACAGAGAGGCCCCUGUGGUACGCAGUAAAGGUUGUGCAGAGAGCCAAGGAAAUUCUCACAGACGAAUACAUUCGAUCGAUUGUGGAUACUCUGGGGGAUUCGAGACGCCGACCUGAUCUUAAUGGAAGCUUGGUGAUUUCACAGUGGUCACGAUUAGGGCUUAUGGAUGUAGACUUCGGAUGGGGAAAGGCAUCGCAUGUCGGGAAUCUGUCUAGUGACAUAUACUGCAUAUUUUUACCUGUUGAUUCCGACGGAGAAGCCGUCAAUGUCGUUCUUUCUGUUCCCCGUUCCGUCUAUGGUAAAUAUGAAUAUUAUAUGAGAAAUAUAACACACAAUCCUUUGUGAUGUCA
Cryptomeria japonica (Japanese cedar) is the source of this 1712-nucleotide messenger RNA. Its product is annotated as alcohol acyltransferase 9. NCBI's taxonomy places the organism in Eukaryota, Viridiplantae, Streptophyta, Pinopsida, Cupressales, Cupressaceae. Bases 403 to 1707 code for a protein of 434 amino acids. The record is from RefSeq and is a predicted model, not a curated record. The transcript has 2 exons.